This is a messenger RNA of Ylistrum balloti, 1689 nucleotides long. RefSeq names its product tektin-4-like. The record is from RefSeq and is a predicted model, not a curated record. NCBI's taxonomy places the organism in Eukaryota, Metazoa, Mollusca, Bivalvia, Pectinida, Pectinidae. Gene Ontology annotation, biological process: cilium movement involved in cell motility; cilium assembly. Gene Ontology annotation, cellular component: nucleus; microtubule cytoskeleton. Bases 86 to 1432 code for a protein of 448 amino acids. The transcript is spliced from 6 exons.
CAAGUGUUUGGGUAGUGUUGAUAACGUGUUCGUCUGGAAACCCAAACGAAGAGCAGGAGGGGUUGAAAGAAGAACCAUACACACAAUGGCUGCUGUAACAACUCUUCAGAGCAGGGAAAUUCCACCUUCAAAGCCAGAAUUGCAGCCACCGCCACCUAGAGCCGAGAUGGAGAUCACUUACACUGGCAACACAGGGAAUGAUAUGGGGAUAUCAACGAUGGGAUUUAGAGCUUCGAAAUAUUCCCCAAACGAGUGGCAUGAGACCAAUUAUGGAAAAUAUUAUCAUUCUUUCGCCGACCGUGAUAAUGCAGAGAGAAUCCGACAUGAAUCUAAAAGGUGCGCCAACGAAACGGAGGCAACCACCAACAAAACACAGGCGGAGGUCACAAAAAAAUUAGGAGAACGCAUUCAGGACAUUAAUUUCUGGAAAUUCGAAUUAGAAAGGGAGAUUCGAGAUGUAAUUUCAGAAACAGAUGUGCUGUUAGAUCAGAAAAAGCGUCUCGAGAAUGCCCUUCGAGCAACUGAAAUUCCUCUCCACAUCUCGACAGAUAAUCUGAACUGUCGUCAGAGGCGUACAGGAGUGGACUUAGUCCAAGACAGUGUUGAAUUGGGCCUUUUAAAGGAGGUAGAAAUGAUUAACAAUGUACAAGAUUUGCUAAGGAAGACCACAGACCAAGCAGAAAAACAGAUUAAAUUGAACAGAGAAGCAAAACAGAAUCUUGAGAUGGACUGGAGUGAUAAGAAAGAUGCCCUAGAAAUUGAUACAGCCUCUGGUGCUUUGAGAAAUGGACACACAAAUAAGCAAUUCUAUUCUGGAGCUGCGAAAUUUGAAGAAAUUCAGUCAACACCCGAGUCAUGGGCACAGUACACACAUGAUAACAUUGUGAAGGCGGAACACGAGAGGAUGGCAUCUAUUCAAUUGAGACAGAUGAUUGAUAAUAUUCUGGAGGACACAUCUCGUGACAUGAGGGAACAGUGUGAUACUGUCGACCUCAACUUCCAGAAGAGGAUUGAAGAAAUGGAAGAUGCUAAGACAAAGAUGGAGGAAAAUCUCCAGAAGAUUUGUGAUGAAAUUGCUCAAAUGGAAAAGAAUAUUGAUAUGCUUAGGAAAGCAAUCCGCGAUAAGGAGAAUCCUAUGAAGGUCUCCCAGACCAGAUUGGACAACAGAACGUUCCGGCCUGGAGUCGAGCUCUGCCGAGAUCCAGUGCAAUACAAGUUGGUCGGUGAAGUGAAUGAGAUCAGUCAGUCUAUUGAUGCCCUGACAGAGAGGUUGAACAACUCUGAGAAUUCCAGAAAGGAUCUCCAAGACAACAGGAUGGCAUUGGAAAAGGAAAUUUCUACCAAGAAAAAUAGCAUUUUCAUUGAUAGAGACAAAUGUGUGACGGUACGAACCAGGUACCCAACAACCCUAAAACUGCAGGGAUACCAGUAAAUUGAAAACUUGAGAACACUUUCAACUGUUGUCUGUUGACUUAAUUCCUCAUCAGUAUUCAGGGUGCCCUGGGCUGAAUUCUUGAUAACUUAUAUCCAAAUCACCCAAUAAACACUGUCAAUUUUCGUAUCAUUCCAUGCUUCUUUGAUCGACAGUUUGCACUGCACUUCGUUAUCCUUAAAUGGAAAUCAUCAAUUUUUGCUCUGAAUCAUGUGUGUUCUUUUACAUGUUACUCAUAAUCCUAUUCCUGGGUUCAA